AUGUUGACGGUAGCAAAAGGACCAACAACUUACGAGGAAAUCAGGACAGUGGGUAACAUCCAGUUUGAUAUAUUUAGAGAUGCGUGCUUUGCAAUGGGAUUUCUUGAAGACGACAAAGAAUACAUAGCUGCUAUAAAGGAGGCAAGUCAUUGGGGGACAGGUCAUUUUCUUCGAAAACUGUUUGUCGUCAUGCUUUUGUCAGGUGCUGUUAAUUGCCCUGCACAUGUUUGGGAACAAUCUUGGCUCCUAUUAUUUGAUGGUGUCUUACAUGCACAAAGAGCGUUGGCUGCAAAUCCAGAAUUAGUCCUCACACAAGAAGAGUUACAAAAUUUGACUUUAAUAGAAAUUGAGAAACUGCUUCAAGCAAAUAGAAGGACACUAAAGGAUUUUAGUCCUAUUCCAUAUCUGAAUGCUUAUGUUCUUGAACAGUUGGGAAACAGACUCAUAUAUGAUGAGCGUAAUUACGAUACAACAUCAAUGAACUCGAAAUUUGAAAAUCUGUUUGCUGCUCUUACAGAUGAGCAAAGAGGUAUUUAUGAAAAAAUUAUGCAAGCUGUGGAGUCUCAGAAUCCUGCCGUUUUCUUCCUUCAUGGUUAUGGUGGUACCGGAAAGACAUAUGUGUGGAGAACACUCACAGCAACUUUAAGAUCAAAACAUGAUACAUGUUUAACUGUUGCAACUAGUGGUAUAGCAUCUUUGUUACUUCCAGGAGGUAGAACUGCACAUUCAAAGUUCAGGAUACCGGUACCAACUAUGGACAAUUCUACUUGCAAGGUUGAAUUCAACGAUGAUGUUGCAGACAUGCUACGACAGACAAAGCUUAUAAUAUGGGAUGAGGCACCAAUGGCACGUAAGUAUGCAAUAGAAUCGCUUGACAGAACUUUGAAAGAUGUUAUGAGUGCAAACAAAAAUUCCAGCGAUGUAUUUGGUGGAAAGGUUGUUGUUUUCGGUGGUGAUUUUAGACAUAUUUUGCCUGUCAUCCCCAGAGGCAGUCGUUCCGAUAUUGUACACUGUGCCAUAAAUGCAUCUUACAUAUGGCAUUCAGUUGAGACUGAUAAAAAUGAAAUAGCACAGUUUUCAGAUUGGCUUUUAAGAAUAGGAGAGGGCCGGAUAUCUGAGCCUAAUGACGGCACCGCCAAAAUCGACAUACCACCUGAUAUUUUAAUAACAGAAUUUGAUGAUCCAAUUGUGGCCAUUGUCAAUACCACAUACCCUGAUUUCAUAAAUAAUUUCCAAUCCGUUAAUUACCUUAAAAGUCGAGCAAUACUGGCCUCUACACUGGAGAUCGUUGAUCAGAUCAAUGACCAUAUAUUUAACUUAAUGCCAGGAGAAAUUCGUGACUACUACAGCGCAAAUUCAGUUAACAAGUCUGAGAUUCAUGACCCAACAGUAGUUGAUAUCCUCACGCCAGAAUUUCUAAGUUCCCUCCGAACAUCAGGUUUGCCUAACCAUCACUUAAAACUAAAGGUUGGGACACCUAUAAUGCUCAUGAGAAACAUAGAUCAAUCUGAAGGUUUGUGUAACGGCACAAGGCUGUGCAUAACAAAGAUGGCAGCCCAUGUACUCGAGGCUUCAAUAAUGGGCGGUAAAGGUUUGGGAAAUUUGGUUUACAUACCUCGAAUGGACAUGUCACCAUCCCAAUCACCAUGGCCAUUCAAACUGAAUAGAAGACAGUUCCCUAUUAUAGUUUCCUAUUCUACGACAAUCAACAAAUCACAGGGACAGUCAUUGGAUAACAUCGGUUUGUACUUACCAAGAGAUGUAUUUACACACGACCAGAUUUAUGUUGCAUUGUCAAGAGUAACAACAAAAAAGGGAAUCAAAAUACUGAUACAUGAUGAAGAAAAGAAAUUCAAGGGGAAAACUACUAAUGUUGUGUAUAAAGAGGUUUUUAACAAUGUCUGA
Vicia villosa (hairy vetch) is the source of this 1905-nucleotide messenger RNA. RefSeq lists its product as uncharacterized. NCBI's taxonomy places the organism in Eukaryota, Viridiplantae, Streptophyta, Magnoliopsida, Fabales, Fabaceae. The record is from RefSeq and is a predicted model, not a curated record. Gene Ontology annotation, biological process: DNA repair; telomere maintenance. Gene Ontology annotation, molecular function: DNA helicase activity. The transcript has 5 exons. Bases 1 to 1905 code for a protein of 634 amino acids.